Molecule: messenger RNA, 1065 nt
Organism: Diaporthe citri
Lineage: Eukaryota; Fungi; Ascomycota; Sordariomycetes; Diaporthales; Diaporthaceae
Exons: 5
Coding region: 1-1065 (354 amino acids)
Source: RefSeq, a predicted model, not a curated record
AUGGCGCCUCUCACGGAACAAACCCUCAGCACGCUCCGCUCCACCGUGGAUGCGGCAUGCUACGACCACAGCAAGGGCAUCCCCGGCGCAACGGUCGUCGUGGUGAACAAGGACGGCGAUGAACUCUUCGCGCACGCCUCCGGGCGGCGGGGGAUGGCCAGCGCCGAGGAUGACGCUGGACAGCGUGUGCUGAAGAAGGACGGCACGUUCGAGGAGAAGAAGAAGCAGAUCACGCUGCGCAUGCUCUUGACCCACACGGCGGGCUUCGGUUACUCCUUCUUCAAUGUGAGGCUGAGGGACUGGGGCCUUCCUGCUGGCAUUGAUGAGUUUAGCGGUCGGUACGAGGACAUGAUCUCGCCGCUUCUGUUUCAGCCUGGCGAGGGCUGGGAGUACGGAGUCGGCAUUGACUGGGCUGGCAUUGCCCUCGAGAGGGUGACGGGACAGAAGCUGAACGACUACAUGAAGAAGAGCAUCUUCGAGCCGCUCGGCAUCAAGAACAUGUCCAUGAUACCAACCCCGGAGAUGAAGUCCAAAAUGGCAUACAUGAACCAUCGCGAAAGUGAUGGAACCCUACGCCCACGAGACCACCUCGCACGAUUGCCGGCGGCGGUGAGCAGCAAGGAGGAAGCAGAGAGGUGCUUCAACAGCGGCGGAGGGGGCAUGUUUGCCCAGCCGCGGGAGUACUGCAAAAUCUUAGCGGUCCUCCUCAAUGAUGGCAGAUGCCCAAAGACCGGUGCCGAGAUCUUAAAGCCAUCCACCAUCACCGAGAUGUUCACGAACCAAAUCCCCGACUUCCCGGACUUUGGCCGGCAGCCCAUCCCAGCGGCGAAGCCAGACCAGACCAACCCCAUCCCGGAGCUUUAUCCUCUUCCUGGGAACCCUCCCCAAGGUUGGGGGCUGACCUUUAUGAUCAGCGGUGGCGGGGCGACGGAUCGGGAGAAUGGUGUCGCGGGAAUCGUCGCCACGCAGAUACUGCCGUUUGCCGACUUCCCAGUCUUGAAGCUGUGGGCAGAUAUUGAGAAAGAGGUGUAUGUGGGGAUGCAUGCUGCGAGCAGUGGAAAGUGA